This is a messenger RNA of Salvia hispanica, 897 nucleotides long. Its product is annotated as Acyl-CoA N-acyltransferases (NAT) superfamily protein. Lineage: Eukaryota; Viridiplantae; Streptophyta; Magnoliopsida; Lamiales; Lamiaceae. The record is from RefSeq and is a predicted model, not a curated record. Gene Ontology annotation, molecular function: N-acetyltransferase activity.
GAAAACAAUAGGGGUUGGGCCGCCAAACUAGGAAAGGAGAGAGUAUGGAUACUCAAGAAAUCUAGUGAAAAUACCCAAAAGCCCAAGUUACCGGAGUCACCAAAAUCACAAACUUUACCGGCAAUUUGAUCUGAGCUCCCCGGUCCUGCCGAACUGAUUAAACACAGAUCUAUACCCAGUUUUAGCGAUCAAGUAAUUCUUUAACCACAGCAGCUCCAAAACUGCUUCCUGGAAGAAUGGGGGUGAGUAUAGUAGGAGAAAAAGUUAUUCUGGUGCCAUACAUGAAGGAUCAUGUGCCAAGGUACCAUGUUUGGAUGCAAGACCCUGCCAUCCUCCAAGCCACCGCGUCUGAGCCACUUACACUCGAUCAAGAAUACGAGAUGCAGCUUUCCUGGGUUCAAGACCCCCUUAAACAGACUUUUAUAGUGCUGGACAAAGAAUUAGUGGCUGGAGAGUUCAUCCAUGGGGAACCCCAUACUGAUGCUAUGGUUGGUGAUGUGAAUAUAUUUAUGAACGACACUGAUGAUUCUCUGAUAGCAGAGGUAGAAAUUAUGAUCGCGGAACUAAAAAGUCGCGGCAAAGGACUAGCAAAAGAGUCAAUCUUGCUGAUGAUAGCCUUUGCAGUCAAGAAUUUUGGCAUCCACAUCUUUCGUGCAAAAAUAGGUUUAUCAAAUGAAGCUUCACUGAGACUAUUCAAAAAGCUGGGCUUCAUGGAAACUUCUUGCAGUGAGAUCUUCAAAGAGGUUACGCUGGAAUUACCAAUAACGGAAUUGAAGAGGGAGGAACUGCAUCAGUUAUUAGCCAAUGCUGCAACUCACUUUUGACCCUUCAAUAUAUGUCAUUCUUGUGGCAAGAUACAAUGUUUUUUAUAUCUAUUUAUCAUGGUUUAUAUUCUUA